AUGGCGCAGCGCGGCCGGGGCCGGCGGGGUCCUGCUGUACGUGUGGGCACGGCCGGGGCCGGCGGGAUGGUGCGUGCGGACAUGUCAAAGCAGGUGCAGCUUAGGGAGCUGCUGAAGAAGGAGGUGAGAUCACUGCUGUUGGCUUCCAAAGAAGGCUUAACCCCAGCAGAGUUGGAACAGGAGUACAUUGCCAUGACUGGCAAACCUCUCCCUGUACGUGACCUGGGCUUCAAAUCCACCUUGGAGCUAGUGGCAGAUAUGCCUCAAGUUGUCAGAGUCUGUUGUUACAAGAAAGGCACUAUUAUCUUGAAAGCCAUUGCAGAUGAGGCCACCAAAGCGAUUGCCUACAUGGUUGCCAAACAGAAAAGUGGUAAGGCACGGAAGAGUGCUGCUGCAAAGGUAGGUGCUGCUUGUCCCUCGAAGAACCACAGUGUCCCUUGGAGGGGCAGAGCUCCUGUCCUGCCAGCAACAUUGAAGGCUGAGCUGCAGGAGCUGUUGAGUUCCUUGCCUCUUUUGCUCUCAGACCUUUAUAAGGCCUUCUCCAGGUGCUUUGGCCAGGCCUUCCAAUACACACAGUAUGGGUUUUUCUCCAUGCCUGAAGUUCCCACAAGCCUGUCUGAUAUCAUUGUGGUUAAGCAGAUAAGAGCAGAUUCUUUGACCCCGAAGAAGAACUUCUCAAGUGAGGUAAAGAAGAAAGAGACACCCGGAGAUGAGGCCCAGGAAGAGAUGCCCCAAGCAGCACCAGCAGUUGAAAUGACUCCUUUGGAAUCCAGCUGUGAGACAGAGCGCGUCCAUCUCACAGCAGAAGAGAAGUCAGAGCCAGUGGAAAAACAAGCAGCAGAUUUGAGUGAAGGCUACAAAAAACCUCAAUGUUUGGAGCAGUUCCUAGUAGACAAGUUGAUAAUGGCUCCAGAAAUCCCCCCGGAUGCUGUUCAGGACAAAAGCCUUUGCAGUUUACCACCACUGAAGAGAGAGUGCAUGGUGGGAGUCUUUGUGGUAUUCAGUGUCUCUCCUAGCCAGUUCUACAUCCACAUCUGCAGCGGGGAAACAUCUGAUAAACUGCAGGAUAUGAUGAUUGAGAUGAGGCGCUGCUACUCAUAUAAAAUUAUUUCUGAUCGUUAUAUCAUGCCUGAGUCUUCAGUACAGCCUGGCCAGCUUUGCUGUGUUACAGUCUUGCAGUGGUGGUACCGCGUUGUCAUCCACCGUGUGCUCAGUGACCAGGAAGUGGAGGUGUUCCACGUGGACUAUGGGAACCUCCAAGUUGUCAAAAAGUCUUGCCUGAGAUUCCUCAAGUGGUGCUACUUGAAACUCCCUGCUCAGGCCAUCCCAUGUUCCUUGGCAUGGGUAAAACCUGUGGAGAGUGUGUGGUCCAGUGCAGCAACUGUGCUGUUCAAGCAGCUGUGUGGCUCCAAGCUACUCGUGGGCAUCACGAGUGAGUAUGUGGAUGGCAUUCUGCAUCUCUUCCUGUGUGACACAUCCACCGAGAAGGAUGUCUACUUCCACUGUGUCUUGAGGGAUGCAGGACAUGCUGAUGUCUGUGGGAAGAACAUCCCUUCCCAGGGAUUUAAGGAGCUGAAUCCUUCAGCCUUGUAUAUUCAGCCCAGUGAAAAGCAGGAGAAUGCUGAACAGGUAAAGCCAGACCUUCGCAUGCAGCAGGAAUCUCUAGAUGCAGAUGGCGAAGCAGCUUCCUCAAAGCUGGAUGGGGAUGAACCAUGUGACCAGCAAUCAUACCUGUUUCCUAAGGAUGAGAUAGGGGAUGAGGUGCAGCCACUUUUGGAUGAAGUGAACGUCCCAAGAACAACAGACCGAGACCCUGAAUUUGCACAGGAUACAAAUGAAACCCCUACAGAGCCUAUGGCAGUGGUUAAGACACCUCAUUCUCCUGAAGAGUCCUCAGUGCCUACUGUCUUAUCCAAGUCAGGGGAAGAUGUUCACACUUCUUUUGUCUGCUCCAAACAACCAGCAAUAACUAGCCAAGACAACCCUAAUCAGAUUAAAAGACUUUCCAGCCAGGCCCAGCCUCGUGAAGCUGUACAUCCCUCUCUUCUGCUUAUGGCAGCACCAUGUGUGCUGGACAAAGGUAACAGUGAAGAGAAAAUGAAGACCAGAGAAGUUGCUGGGAGCCCUGCAGUCAGGCUGUGCAGUGCCAGUGGGCCGUGUGACCGAGGGCCGCCGCAGAGGCUGUGUAACCCUUCUGCCGUGCUCUCGGCCACGCUGGCGUCCGCGCGUAUGGCCUCUCCCAGCGGCUACUUCCAGUGGUUCCCCAGCCUGAGGAGGAAGGCGGAAAGCCGUUCGCAUCCCAACGAGCGUUUAUUCCCUCCUGGCUCGGCUCUGCCGCUGGAUCCGCGGCUCGGGCUCCUGGCGGAGGCAGGGAGCAGCCGCGAGGGCUGGGCUGGGCUAGCGGGGAGGGCAAUCUGUGGCCAACGGGAUGCUCUGACUGGCGGCGAAGGUGACGGAGGGGAAGGGUGCCGUUACCUGCCAUAUGGAGGGGUGCUCCAGCCGGAGCUGCAGCCACCAGACCCCUGUCGUGGGGCCGAGGCGGUGGUGACAGCAGCACAAGGGAUACUGAGGUGGCUGGAGACGGUGCGUUUGGCCAACUCCGGGGGCGGUGCGGGGCCGGGGGCGGUGCGGGGGGCGGCAGCUCCGGCCCCCGGGCAAACUCCUCCUCCGCUCGCCUCCACCCCCGCCGGCCGGACCCGCCUCGGCCCUCCCGCUCCUCCGCUGCGGUGA
Colius striatus (speckled mousebird) is the source of this 2730-nucleotide messenger RNA. It is a transcript of the gene TDRD5, whose product is annotated as tudor domain containing 5. Lineage: Eukaryota; Metazoa; Chordata; Aves; Coliiformes; Coliidae. The record is from RefSeq and is a predicted model, not a curated record. Gene Ontology annotation, biological process: spermatogenesis.